Hansenula anomala is the source of this 1446-nucleotide messenger RNA. RefSeq names its product RNA-dependent ATPase RRP3 (gene RRP3). The transcript has a single exon. Bases 1 to 1446 code for a protein of 481 amino acids. Gene Ontology annotation, molecular function: ATP binding; nucleic acid binding; RNA helicase activity. The record is from RefSeq and is a predicted model, not a curated record. Lineage: Eukaryota; Fungi; Ascomycota; Saccharomycetes; Phaffomycetales; Wickerhamomycetaceae.
AUGAGUCCAGCUAUUGACGGAAAGAUUAAAAAGAAGAGUAAGAAGGUUGUUAAGAAGGAAACUGCCCUUGAUCUAGCAGAAAAAAUCAAAAGAAAAGCUUUAAGCGAGAAAAAACAAGCAUCAAAAGCUGAAGAUGUGGAAGAUCAAGAUGAUAUAAGAGAUGAUUCAAAAGUUGAAGAUGUCAAGCCAAAAGUCUCUUCAUUUUCUGAAUUGAAGUUGAUUCCAGAAUUAUUAGAGUCAUGUCAAGCUAUGAAAUUUGACAAACCAACACCGAUUCAAGCUGAAGCCAUUCCAUAUGCCUUGGAAGGUCGUGAUAUCAUUGGGUUGGCUCAAACAGGUUCUGGUAAAACUGCAGCUUUUGCCAUUCCAAUCUUACAAGCAUUAUGGUAUGCUCAAACUCCAUAUUUCGCAUGUGUUUUAGCACCAACAAGAGAAUUAGCAUUCCAAAUUAAAGAAACUUUUGAUGCAUUAGGUUCAAGUAUGGGGUUGAGAAGUGUGUGUCUUUCUGGUGGUAUGGAUAUGAUGGAACAAGCUAGAGAUUUGAUGCGUAAACCUCAUGUCAUCAUUGCUUCACCAGGUAGACUGAUGGAUCAUUUGGAACACACUAAAGGUUUUUCAUUACGUGCUUUGAAAUUUUUAGUUAUGGAUGAAGCUGAUAGAUUAUUAGAUAUGGAAUUUGGGCCAGUGCUAGAUAGAAUCUUAAAACUUAUCCCAAGGGAAAGAACAACAUAUCUAUUUUCUGCUACAAUGACAUCUAAAAUUGAGAAAUUACAACGUGCUUCUUUACAAAACCCUGUUAGAGUUGAAGUUGCCAGUAAAUACUCUACAGUUGAUACAUUAAUCCAAACAAUGAUGGUUGUUCCAGAUGGUUACAAGAACACAUACUUGGUUCACUGUUUGAAUGAGUUUAUUGGAAAAUCUAUCAUUGUCUUUACGAGAACUUGUGCACAUGCUCAUAGAACCGCAAUGUUGACACGUCUAUUAGGGUUUUCAUCUGUUCCAUUCCAUGGUCAAUUAACACAACAACAAAGAAUAGGUGCAUUGAACAAAUUUAAAGCUGGUGAAAAGAAAAUUCUUAUCUGUACCGAUGUUGCAGCAAGAGGUAUUGAUAUUCCAUCUGUUGAUGUUGUUAUCAACUAUGAUAUUCCAACCGACUCUAAACAUUAUAUUCAUAGAGUUGGUAGAACUGCAAGAGCUGGUAGAUCAGGUAAAUCUAUAAGUUUUGUCACUCAAUAUGAUUUAGAAAUGUUUUUGAGAAUUGAAGCUGUUAUUCAAAUGAAAAUUCCAAAAGAAGUUCCAGAUAGAGAUAUAAUACUAAGUCUUCAUGAUACUGUGGACCAAGCUACUGCUGAAGCUAUCAGAAAGACCAAGGACUUCCAAGAAACAAGAACUGCAAAUGGAAGACACAGAAACAAAAAGGAUUAUGGUGAUAGAGAAGAGCGUUAG